UCUUGACAACAGUUUCUUAACUUUUAAAACAAUUCUUGUGCGCCAUGAUUAGAAAGGAAAUUCAGAAAGAACUUGUAUGAUCAGCAGUGUGGACGUUUAAAGAAAUACAACUGGUAUUUGGACUGAACAAGAUUUUGAAGAAAGGAAAUUUUUUUUUAAGGUUACAGAAAUCAGGAUUUCGGAAAUAUGGACGCCUCCAAAAUUUUGCUUCUUGCAGUUGUUUUAACUGCAUGUGCAGUCGUCUUUCAAGUGAUCGGCUUAGCCUCACCAUACUGGAUUUUUGCUGAUUUACCAUCUAGUAAAAUUUAUUCUGGUCUCUGGAAGACUUGUCUUGACGUAGAAGGAGUUGAUUCCGCUUGCACAGAUCUAAAAAAUGCAACCGACUGGUUAGAAGCAGUCAGGGCUAUGAGUAUCCUAGGUUUUCUGGCUCUCCUGGUUUCUGCAGUAGCUACAGCUUUAAAACUUUUUAUCAUGAAUGAACAGAAACCAAUUCUUAUUGUUGCAAUUGUUACAGCUUUUGCCGGAGCUGCCUUCAUUUUGAUUUCAAUAGCCGUCUAUGCAGCCAAAAUGAGCGAAUUGAAUACUGGAGAUAUCUACAAGUUCCACUUUGCUUUUGCCUUUUGCAUCUUAGGAAUGUUGGCAGGGCUUGGAGGUGGCGUCCUGAUGUUGAUAGAGAUGAUGAAAGGAUGAAUUCCAAUGAUAAUUUUUUCCAUGAAAGGGACAUUUGUAAUUGUGCGAAAAACGUAAUAUUUGAAAUUGUAAAUAUCCGUAUUUGCAUUGUGUAUUUGUAACUUAAGAAAAUGCUUUUAAUGCCUUCAACGCAUAUAAAACAGAGUACAAAGA
Molecule: messenger RNA, 843 nt
Organism: Saccostrea echinata
Lineage: Eukaryota; Metazoa; Mollusca; Bivalvia; Ostreida; Ostreidae
Exons: 4
Coding region: 187-690 (167 amino acids)
Biological process (GO): cell-cell adhesion
Cellular component (GO): membrane; cell-cell junction
Source: RefSeq, a predicted model, not a curated record